This is a messenger RNA of Symbiodinium natans, 1497 nucleotides long. The record is from the annotation of a GenBank genome assembly. Lineage: Eukaryota; Dinophyceae; Suessiales; Symbiodiniaceae.
AUGGUUAAGGACCGCAAGCUUUGGCACCAAAUUCAGGCGCAGUACACGAAGUUGCGGGAGGAUGAGGUGGGUGCGGAGCUCUUUCCAUCUCCCACGUCCACGACCUCCGCGAGCCCCUCCGCGAGCACCGCAGCACCCAGUGUAGGCGAAGUGGGGGAGUCGACUGUUCCAGAGGACCUGAAGCAAGCCUCGCGAUUCUACAAAGACGGCUUGCAACGAAGGCACUGGGUGCUGGCCUGCUGCUCGAUGAUGGUGAUGUGCGAGUGGCUGGACCGCACCGUGCUCUCCAUUGCCAUGGAGUCGAUGAAGGCAGACUUCAAUUUGACGGACAGUCAGGUGGGGCUCCUCGCCUCGGCAUCGCUCUGGAUUGUGCCCUUGGCCACGGGCCCUGUGGGUCGGCUCGCGGACCACGUGCCCAGAGCCCGCCUGAUCGGCGCAGGGGUCUUCGGCUGGGCGGCGGCCACCUUCGCCACUGGCAGCUCCCCGUCCUUUGAGGUGACUCUGCUCUGUCGGCUGCUGGCAGGGGUGGCCAACUGUGCUGGCUUCCCGGUGACUUUGGCCCUGCUUUCUGACUACUUUGCGGCCGAAGAGAUGGCCACGGCCAUGGGCUACUACCACGCGGGGAGUGCGCUGGGCGGGCUCGUGGGCUUCGCGGCCGGGGGCGCCCUGGUCACGUCCCGUGGCUGGAGAUGGGCCUUCUGGGUCGUGGCCUCCCCGCAGGUCAUCGUUGCGCUCUUCUUCUGUUUCACGGUGCCGCGGACUGCAGAAGAGGGGCCUCCCAAGGAGGGUGUCCUUUCUGACAUCCGCGAGCUGCUGUCCUUGAGGGCCCUGAGGCUGCUGAUGCUCGGCGCGCUGGCAACUGGGAUGCUGUCCGGCCAAGGCCGCUUCCUAUCCGCCUUCGCAGAGCGACGCCACAACGUGGAGGCAGCAGGGGUCGGCCUCGUCAUGGGCCCCGUGUUGGGCAUCACAGGGGUCAUGAGCAGCUUCAUCGUCGGCCACCUGAUCGAUCGCGUCUUCCGGCGCAGCGGUGACCUUCGGGUCAACCUUUGGUUUGCAUCCUUCGGCGACGCGGUCGGAAUCAUGUGCGGUGUUGCAGCCAUCGCGGCGCCAUCCUUCGCCUUGCUGAUCUUGUUCACUGCGUUUGGUGUGGUGGUUGGGUGCUUUAGACAAGGAGUUCAGACAGUUGUACAGAGGUUGGGCGUCGGCCGGCGUGGGACUGUGCAAGGCAUGCUUGAGAUGUGCUGGUCGGUUGGAAUGGGCAUCGGGCCCUUCGUGGCUGGUGCUGUCAGCGAUUACAACUUGGCCCCGAACUGCGAUGACUCUUGCGCCCUUGCGUGGUCGCUGGCUUUGUUUGGUAGCGGCAGUCUGCUUGUGCGAGCAGCGUGCAACUUUGCAGCGUCGCUGUCUCUAUCCGACAUAGGACCACCGUCCUCUCAUGGGCAGGUCAAUUCUGCAACAGCCGCUUCGCCACAAGUGCUUGGCAAGAGCAGUCCUUGA